Dentiscutata heterogama is the source of this 134-nucleotide messenger RNA. The record is from the annotation of a GenBank genome assembly. Lineage: Eukaryota; Fungi; Glomeromycota; Glomeromycetes; Diversisporales; Gigasporaceae.
AAUUAUUGUUAACUGUGAAAGUUAAAGAAGUAGAUUUGAUAUUUAAUAAACUAUUACUGCUUGAUAAAGAUCUUACAGAAUCAUUAAGACAAAUAUUUGCAAGAUGUGUUUCAAUUUUUGCAGAAUGUCCAUAG